AUGGCUUUAGAGAAAGAAGGGAAGCAAAUCAGAAUCCAUCUAUAUCUGGCCUCUGCUGCAUCUACUCAGGCGGGAUAUAUUGAUUUUUAUUCCUGCACUUCAACUAUCCUCGCAACUAUUCCUUUCUUCUCUUCUCAUUUUCGACAAUCCAUACCACAGCACACCUUACUGGUACGCUUCUAUAACUUCAUACUCGUCGUCUACCAUAGCAACGUGAAGCCAUGGUUACCAAAGAGAGAACAACCCUCCCUUCUCUUAACAAGGGCCCAACUAGUUGAUCCGGUGGAAGGCAAAGUACACCCCAGUGCCUCUGUGCACAUCGGCCACGGAGUAAUCCAGACGGUAUCAAUCGACGGCAGCAAACCCAUAACAGUGCCAGAGGAUACCAUGACAGUCGAUCUUGAGGGCCGGUAUCUGUGUCCUGGGCUGAUGGAUGCCCACGUCCAUAUCUCUGCCGUACCUAGAGAGAUGGACUUCCGCCACGUCAUGGCUAUGCCAGAAUCUGAAUGCCUAUUGCGAAUGACUCAUGUUUGUCGGGAUAUCGCAUUGCCCAGGAAUGCGGCGUCACCAUGUGCUAUGGAUCGGACUUGCUGGGCCCCCUUGGGUAAAUACCAGAGUGGGGAGUUUGGCUUGCGAGCCAAAGUUUGUCACCGCUGGGAAUCCUCCGGAGUGCUACUGUCAACCCGGCCAAGAUGA
Molecule: messenger RNA, 696 nt
Organism: Monascus purpureus
Lineage: Eukaryota; Fungi; Ascomycota; Eurotiomycetes; Eurotiales; Aspergillaceae
Source: the annotation of a GenBank genome assembly